AUGACUGAAGCAAGAAUGUUCAUUAAGACUGAGCCUGACGAACCCAACAGUGACCAGAACCCUUUCAUGAUGUCGCAAUCCGGAUAUUCCAUGCAUAACCAAUUCGGGAACCCUAAUGAAGGGAUCGACCCCUCGGACCUGACAAUGCAGAACGGUGGAUUUAUGGGAAACUUCGGAUUCGGAAACCAGCAGAACAUGUCGUCCAGCUUCAACUUCGGGAACUCCGGAAUCGAUACGGAUGAGUUGUUGGAUUUGGAAAUUAACGGACAGAAUGGCGUUCAACAGAAUUACAUGCAGGAUCACCCAUCUAGCGCAGGCAUCGCUAUGAGUCAUCCCAGUCAGAUGUCGCAGAUGUACUCGAACACUCCAGAGGGUGGACCCAUACACAGCCCGUUCAUGCAGAGCAGCUUUAACUAUGACCACUUCCGCGGAGUGAACCAAGGACAGUUGAAUUCUUCUCAUAUCCAGAGCGCUGGCUCCCACCUGGAGCAAAGCUACCUCAAUGGCAAGGCUCGACCGAGUAUGCAGGCAAUGGACCGGGCAUCGAUGGAUGCCCGCAGCCCUAUGACUCCCAAGACUCCCGCCAUGGGUGGCUUGGCGCUCGGGACUCCAGAAUCCGGAAGUUUCCCUUCUCAGCCAAUUCGAACAGGCUUACAACACCGCCACCAGAAAACUCUCUCAAACCAAUGGGAUGGCACGCCCGGAAGUGCGCAAUCAUAUGCUGAGUCUCCCAUCUCAUCCCCAGGCCAUCCAUCUCAUCAUGCGGCGGCCAUCUCGGAAAUCCUCAAGUCAGGAAAGCAUGCUUCCUUGCCGGCCAAGGUUGAUGCUCACUUGCCUGGAGGUGGCCAAGACAUGGAAUCCCAGGAAGCCAAGCGCCGACGUAGAAGGGCCUCCCACAACCUGGUUGAACGUCGCCGACGCGACAACAUCAACGAGCGCAUCCAAGAUCUUUCUCACCUAGUACCCCAGCACCGUCUGGAAGAUGACAAGGUCCGCAAACAGCUUGUCAACAACUCUACCCUUCCUGGACCGGGAGGUACCCCCAACGCGGCCACUUCCCUUUUGGCCGGUGGGACAGGUCGGCGCGCUGCCGGAAAUAUCACUAUGGGUCUCCCGAUCGAAGAGAAAGAGAAGGGACCAAACAAGGGAGACAUCCUCAACGGCGCUGUCGGUUGGACGAGAGAUCUUAUGUGGGCUCUGCAUGUGAAGAUUCAACAGGAAGCCGAGCUUGCCGAGUUGAUCAGCAGCCUUGGAGGAACCUGGCCGUUUGAACAAACCGAGGAGGAGAAGCGGAUGCGCACCGAAAUCCUGGACGCCAUUGAGAAGAACGACCCAAGCUCAUUCCAAUAUAGCCGUGCACCCGGUUCCGGGCUGCGCGUUCCCAAGCACACCAAUAUCGCUGGCGAUGCAUCGUCAAAUGGUGCCUUGAGCCCCCAAAGCCUGAGCCCUCCAUUCAGCGGCUCCAACAAUGCCGGUCAGGCACAGUACUGGAACACCUCUGGGCAUGCCGGCAUGAGCUUCAAGGAGGAAGACGAAUACGUCAUGGAGAUGAACUAG
This is a messenger RNA of Aspergillus puulaauensis, 1557 nucleotides long. RefSeq names its product basic helix-loop-helix domain-containing protein. The record is from RefSeq and is a predicted model, not a curated record. Gene Ontology annotation, biological process: regulation of transcription by RNA polymerase II. Gene Ontology annotation, molecular function: protein dimerization activity; DNA-binding transcription factor activity, RNA polymerase II-specific; RNA polymerase II cis-regulatory region sequence-specific DNA binding. Bases 1 to 1557 code for a protein of 518 amino acids. NCBI's taxonomy places the organism in Eukaryota, Fungi, Ascomycota, Eurotiomycetes, Eurotiales, Aspergillaceae. The transcript has a single exon.